Quercus robur (English oak) is the source of this 555-nucleotide messenger RNA. RefSeq lists its product as uncharacterized. Bases 1 to 555 code for a protein of 184 amino acids. The transcript has a single exon. The record is from RefSeq and is a predicted model, not a curated record. Gene Ontology annotation, molecular function: nucleic acid binding; RNA-DNA hybrid ribonuclease activity. Lineage: Eukaryota; Viridiplantae; Streptophyta; Magnoliopsida; Fagales; Fagaceae.
AUGUUUAAAAGUGCUCAAACCCAGCUAACUGUUCAGCCAAGGCAGCAACCGAAUGGAGAGGUAUGGCAACCACCACCAUCAGAAGCGUACAAACUCAACUUUGAUGCAGCAUUAUUUUCAGACUUAGGCAGAAUAGGAAUUGGAGCAGUUAUUCGAAAUGAAAAGGGAGAGGUAAUGGCUGCUAUGACUGCUUGUGGAUCGGCUAUAUAUACCAGUGAAGAAGCAGAGUUACUCGCUUGCCGGAGAGCCUUAGAAUUUGCUGUGGAUGCAGGUUUUUAUAAGUUGAUCAUUGAAGGUGAUAACAGUAAUGUUACUCACGUUAUUUCUUCUUCUGCAGAAAAUAAUUCGCUUUUUGGUAACAUUGUGGAUGAUAUUCGCCAUUUGAUAAGGGGAUUGCAUUGGUCUGCUGUUUGUUGUAUUAGGAGGGGUGAGAAUAGGGUAGCACAUGCCUUGGCUCAACAUGCUAGAUUUUCACUGGAUGAGGAUUUGUACUGGAUGGAGGAUUCUCCCCCACCCGCCAUGGAUGCUUUGUAUCAUGAUAUAUUAUCCAUUUAA